AUCAUGGAACAGCACAGUGUUUUGAAACCAGUAAAAGCAUAGUAAUUGUAAUAUUGUGAUUGUCUGACAGUUACCAAGUAAAUGUGUAAUCAUUACACAGUUGACCCUAGCGUACGCUCAUAAAUUGCUGCCACGACACAUGCUACGUUCCCUAACUGGCUGUCUCAGGGGACACCAAAAAUGUUUUGACAGGAUCAGCUGACAACAGCUGUCGACUGGGACCGGUGGGUGAAAAGAAAAUGCAUGUGAUAGAUGUAUAGACGUUUCUGAAUCCCUCGGGAGUUCCAACAGCAGUACAACACCGAAACAUCAAUCAAAAUGCACAAAAAGAACACGCAAGUUCGAUUUCAGUGGCAACAUCAUCAUGUUUUCCACAGAUGAGCAGAUGGGCUGUCAGUGUUUCAUGAACUUCUUUCACCUGAGGGAUCCACAGAUCGAAGUACUGAAGAAAGCUGAGGAGCACAGCAGGCACAUCAACAACAUCCAGACGUCUGUAGACCUCACCAUGUUCAUCAGUGCCUCAGAGGACAACACCGCCAGGCUCUUUGACUCUGCCUCUCUGGAUCACAUCAAGACUUUGAAAACAGAGAGACCGCUGAACUCUGCUGCCAUUUCUCUAGUAACGUGCUUAUGGGAGGAGGCCAUGGGAGUGACCACAGCUUUCACCAGGAUUGGCAAGUUUGAGGCCAGGUUCUUCCAAGCUGUGUACCAGGAGGAGUUUGGCAGGAGUCAAAGGUCAUUUUGGUCCCAUCAACUGUGUGGCUUUCUACCCUGAUGGCAAGAGAUGCGAUGGAGGAGAAGACUUGUGGACACAGCAGCUUGGACUCUGCCAGGGAGAGUGAAGGAGCAACUUUUUGAAGCAGAUCACUUGUUCGCUGGACUUGUGAGUAUUUUACUGAAACUUUUUGGCACCAGAGUUACUUUUUUUGGCCUUUGCACUUUCAUUGACAGAUACUUAAGACUGUCACUUUUUCAGAGAAAAAAACCCUUUAUCUUAGUUAGUCUUUUUUUGGUCAUUGUGAUCUGUAUUUGAUUUUUGUAAACCUUCUAGAAUAAAGUAAGUUGUUGGAA
Cynoglossus semilaevis (tongue sole) is the source of this 1071-nucleotide messenger RNA. RefSeq names its product eukaryotic translation initiation factor 3 subunit I-like. The coding region runs from base 365 to 775 and encodes 136 amino acids. Gene Ontology annotation, biological process: cytoplasmic translational initiation. Gene Ontology annotation, molecular function: RNA binding; protein binding; translation initiation factor activity. The transcript is spliced from 7 exons. Gene Ontology annotation, cellular component: eukaryotic translation initiation factor 3 complex, eIF3m. NCBI's taxonomy places the organism in Eukaryota, Metazoa, Chordata, Actinopteri, Pleuronectiformes, Cynoglossidae. The record is from RefSeq and is a predicted model, not a curated record.